Molecule: messenger RNA, 3571 nt
Organism: Aspergillus ibericus CBS 121593
Lineage: Eukaryota; Fungi; Ascomycota; Eurotiomycetes; Eurotiales; Aspergillaceae
Gene: nic96
Product: linker nucleoporin NIC96
Exons: 6
Coding region: 157-3252 (1031 amino acids)
Biological process (GO): poly(A)+ mRNA export from nucleus; protein import into nucleus
Cellular component (GO): nuclear pore
Molecular function (GO): structural constituent of nuclear pore
Source: RefSeq, a predicted model, not a curated record
GUUUAUCGACAUGAACUCGAUGAACAAACUCGCAAUUACAGCUUCGGUGUUCGUCUUACCGGCCCUUUUUUCCUCCAACAGCGAGUAUCUGCAGUCAUCAAACUGUGUUUGGAGACAGUUAAAUAAGUAAAAGGCAUAACUACCCCAUACUUUCUAAUGGCCUCCACAAACGCCAGCACUCUCUUUGGCGGGGCUGGCUUAGGGGCUACAGCGCAAUCAGCGAGCAUCUUUGGAAACACGUCUAAGUCACCGGCCCUUACAGGCGGAACCAGCUUCGCAAAGCAGCCACAAGUACCACAGCAACCUACUCCGAGCUCGGUCUUUGGACAGAACCAGACGCAAGUCAAUGCAGCACAACAAUCUGGGCAAACGACUCAGCCUGCGUUUUUCAAUAGUCUCUUAGAACGCGGCAAGAAGAGACCUAUCUCUGCAAUUGGCCAAAACGGCAACUACGAGGACCUGCCGAGCCUUCAAUUGGGUCUCGACGAUAUUCGCAGGAAAGCUCGAGAACUCGGUGCUGGAGGAUCGAAAGAAUUCCAACAGCAUGUACCACACAGCAAGGCUCACUAUUUACUCGCUGCCUCCGGAGUAUCACCUGGUCAUGCCUUACGGGAUCUCAAAGCUCUGGAUCCCCAGGCAUCGGUAGCGACAACACAGAAGGAACAAGAUCUCUUUGAUCCAGAUAACCAAAAGUUCUUGAGAAGCAUACAACAGCGCGGCCGUCAGGUGAUGAUAACCGAGAGUCUUGCCCGGACCCACAGAGAUUUUGACUUAUUCUUGGAAGAAAAAGUUGACAUGGACUGGGAAGAGCAACGUCUGAAGAUCUUUCAACACUUCGGACUGGCGCAGAAGGAGGAUGGGGCCGGUGAUGCAAAAGCUGGAUUUGGACGCUCAGUGCGACGACCCAAGCAGCUCGGUCCUACAUCUACCAAUGGCCCUGCAUCUACAUCUCGUCGAAGUGUGUUCGGUCGUUCCGCUCUAGAAAAAUCCGUUAUCGGGACGCCAGGAACGGGAACAGCAAGCAUCCGACUAUUUGAAGAUCCCAUGGAUCGCAACGAUGGUGUUGGCCACUCUGAUCUUCGUUUCUUGCGAGAGAAGAUGGGCUAUUACGCAGACAAAGUCCGGCAGCUAAAUUCUGCUAGGCUACAUACAAGAACGUUUCCGGUUCUUCAUGAGUUCUCCGAUGUGGAAGGUCAUGUCGGUGGUGACGUUCCUCGACAAAUGUACGACGCUUAUAGAGCUCUGAUAAGCAUUGUGGGAGAGUCACCAAACGUCACGAACACAUCUGACCCUGCUGCCCUCGCAGAACGCCAGUUCUCUGAAGAUUACUUGGACGAAGUGCCAAAUUCACGCAGGGCAGUAAGUCUGAGGAAGCGGAUAGUUGAGGGCUCUAGGUCGUUCCUGGAGAAGCUUUUCUACGAUGAGAUCGAGAAUGUGAUAGCUAAGAACCCUCGAGAAGCGCAAUUGGGUGGCAUACCGACUGUGACCAAUAAGAUUCGCGCCUAUAUUCGACUCAGAGCAGCGCGGAAAGAUCUUGCUCCCGAUGGUACCGAGCUGCAGAUGGUCGGUCAGGACUAUUGCUGGAUUCUCAUAUUCUAUCUCCUCCGAUGUGGAUUCGUCACCGAGGCUGCGGAAUAUGUGAGCCAGGAUCCGGGUUUCCGGUCUUUAGAUCACAAAUUUGUGACCUACAUGACUACAUAUGCGCAGAACAGACGGUUACCACGAGAUUUGCAACAGAAAAUCAACGGUGAAUAUCAGCAAAGGUCCCGUAAUGCCCCCGAUAACACAGUCGAUCCUUAUCGUAUGGCCUGCUACAAAAUCAUCGGACGUUGUGAACUUAGCCGCAGACGCUUGGAGGGUGUGAACCAAAGCGUUGAAGACUGGAUGUGGUUGCAAUUCAGUUUAGCUAGGGAAGAUGACCGGGCGGAGGAGGUUGCUGGCGAUGUUUUCGGGCUCGAAGAUAUUCAGACUGACAUCACAGAGAUUGGCCAGCGAGUUUUCGGAAAGGGCCAAGAAGGACCUGGAGGUUAUGGGACCUUUUUCCUCCUGCAAAUUCUGGGAGGAAUGUUUGAGCAAGCUGUCUCAUAUCUUGGUUCUUAUGCACCGAUCACAGCCGUGCAUUUCGCUAUUGCCUUGGCUUAUUAUGGCCUUUUACGUGUGUCUGAUUUCUACACCUCGGGUGAAGAAAUAUUGUCCUUUACUGUGAAACAGUAUCCGCAGAUCAAUUUCGGCUAUCUUAUUACACAGUAUACAAGAGAGUUCCGCACAGGAUAUGUGGAAGCGGCGAUCGAUUACUUUACUCUGCUCUGUCUCAACGCCGAUCUUCCCGGAUCUUUGGGCAGAUCACAGGCUUCUGUGUGCCAUGAAGCGCUACGCGAAUUCAUUCUGGAAACUAGGGACUUCGCUAAAUUGCUCGGCGACAUCCGAUCUGAUGGAAGCAGAAUCAAAGGGUUGAUCGAACAACGUAUGAGUUUGAUCAAGUUAGUUGAUCAAGACGAGUUUCUCAAAACAAUAACGGUGCAAGCAGCAGCCAUUGCUGACGACAAGGGCCUGAUCACAGAUGCUGUUCUGUUGUAUCAUCUCGCCGAAGACUAUGAUCGUGUCAUCGAUAUUAUUAAUAGAGCCCUGUCCGAUGCCGUUGCUGUGGAAUUGGGCGGACCCGCCUUGAAAUUGCAGCCUUUAAGGCCCCGGGCCAAUCUGCAUGAGCAUGCUCCAGAAACUCCGCUGGAACCCGGAAGCAGCCUCAGCUUGACAACCGUGGAUGACCCGGUGAUUCUGGCAAAGAAUAUGAUUGGUCUGUACAACGCAAACGCGAUGUAUUACCAGCGAAUCCGUCAAGUCAAUCGUGACGCAUGUGGGUUGUUGCUUCGGAUGAUGGAGGCAAAGGUGGAAGUUGAGGCAGCCAAGUGGACGCCGGCUCUAGAUGCUAUCAAUGAUCUAAACAUUCUCCCACUACGCGCCAGAGGCUCCGUUCCCUACAUUAGGAGUGCUGCUCAAACCUUUUCGUCUUUUCCGCCAAUCAUCUCUCACAACGUCGGUCAUGUGAUUAUGUGGAGUAUCACUUGUAUUGGCCAUGAACGGGAACGACUGAGCUCCGGCGCGUACGAAAAUGAGAUUAGGCAAGGAUUGGCAGAUGAAUUACUCGUAAUGGCCAAGGACUUGAUGAUAUUUUCCGGGAUGGUGAAAUACAAACUACCGCCGAAAGUAUACGAGACACUGGCGCGAGCCGGGGCACAGAUUGGGGCGUAUUGAGCAGUGGUCAUAUCAAUGCCCAAGAUAGCUAUGGUGUCUAACAUAGCGUGGACUUUACUGUUCCGAUUUUCUUUAUGUUUAUAUCAAAGUACGACCGAAGUGGCUCUGUGAGAAACCGAAGUUCAGACUCUUGAAUAACAAAUCAACCACAAUCUCAUCUAAUCUCUAAAGUCGCCAUCUCUAUCUCUUCACUUAAAGAGCACAUUCUCAUGCGUGGCAAAGUUGUGCCUCUCGAAUCUUUGCAAAAAAUACACUGCCUUUUCAGGCUUUAAUGCCGCGAUAUGCAAGUGCCGGUAUUGAGUGAUUUCAGCAAACUGGC